AUGAAAACACUUUACAAUUAUUAACUAAACUAUUAAAAUCCAAAAAUAGUAUUUGUAAGCGGAGGUCCUGGAAGUGGAAAAGGAACUUAAUGUGAAAGAUUAGUACGAGAUUAUCAUUUUAAUCAUAUAUCAGUAGGUGAUAUCGUACGUUCUGAAGUAAAGAAUGAAACACCUGAAGGUCUUCGUUUUAAAGAUUUAACAGCAAGAGGAGAAUUAGUACCAGAUGAUUUAUUAAUAAACUUGAUAAUAAGGACAAUAAAAAGUCGUUAAUCCUAUAAAUUCCUUAUUGAUGGUUUUCCAAGAGGUAUUGAAUAAGCUAAACUUUUUGAAAAAAAAUAUAAAGAAAUUGAUUAUAUAUUGAAUGUAUAAGUUUCUGAUGAAAUCUUAAGACAACGACUUCUUGGAAGAGCUGAGACAUCUGGCAGACCAGAUGAUAAUUAUGAAGCUAUAGCUAAUAGAAUAGAAACUUUUCAUAGAAGUACUGCUCCAGUAUUGGAUUUUUAUAACCAUUUUGGAAAAGUAUAGACUGUAGACGGAAAUUUAUCAGUUGACGAAGUAUUCAAAUAGGUACAAAAUGCAAUUCAUCCAAAUAUAAUAUUUAUGUUUGGAGCUCCUUGUGUAGCUAAAUCUGAAGUAUGUGAAAGAUUAAGCAAUAAAAUAAAAUAUCAUUAUAUAUGUUUGGAAAAAUUUAGCCGAUAACAUAAUGUAAAAGACGAAAUAGACAAAGUAAAUAAGCUCAUAUAUUAUAUAGAAAAUGCUCCUUUUUCGAACUUUAUAGUCGACUCUUUUUUUGCAGAUCGCCCUUCAGCGGAAAUAUUCUUAAACCAUUUCGGAAAUCCUUUCCGUGUAUUUUAUUUAGAAUCUCCAAAAGACGAAGUAAUGAACAAUAUACAAAAAUACAUUGAAACAGAUAUUGAAAGAAAAGAAAAAAAAGCCAAAUAUGAGCUUUUUAUAAAAAACAGAUAAGGAGUACUUUCAUUAAUUGAAAAAUAAUCCUUUUUUGUACAUUUAAAUGCAGUUGAUACAAUUCCAAAUCUUAUAAGAAAUGUAAUGAUUAGUAUUAAACCUUUAGUAAUAGCCGCAUUUAUGUAUAAUAAUAUGGAUUUAGGAGCUGAAUAUUGCUAUGCUUUGGAAAAAAAAAGAGAUUUCAUAUUCCUUGAUGUAUACGAAUAAAUAUAAUCAGAAAUCGAACGAGGAACUACUUUAGGUUAAAAAAUGAACUCUUUUGAACAAAUUGGGUAGGAAAUUCCUUCUAAAUAUGUAGUUGAAAUGUUAUAGAAAAUCCUAUUCUCGAAUAUUAAUUUAAGGAAAUUCGUUUUGACUAAUUUUCCAGAAAGAAGUGCUUAGUUUGAUAAUUUUGAAAGGGAACUUUUCCCAAUUGAUUAUUUGGUAAAUUUUACUUAAUAAAACCACAAGUUGAAGUUUUAUCAUGAAAUGAACCCUAUUUUAGAUUAUUAUGUACAAGGGAAAUAUAUAAAUAUUGAUAGAGAAGCCUUAGAUAUUAUAGACCUUUAUGUUACAGAAAGAGCACAUUUUGGAUUCGUAUCGGGUCCCACAGGUAGCGGUAUUACUACUUCAUCAAAAUAUAUAGCAGAAAAAUUCGGUUUUGUAUUAGUUGAAUGGGAAAGUACAUUCGAAAUGCUCAAAACAAAACUAGGAGGAGACGAAGGUCCUUUAGAAGAAGUAAACUUUUAAUAAGUAGAAAAUUAUUUCGUGGAAAGACUUAAAGGAAAUAAAGACAAAACAUUAUUUGAUGGAUGGCCGAGUGUGUAUAAUUUAUAAUAAUUACAAUCUUUUUUGAAAAAAGUAGGCUUACCAACAUUCUUUAUUGAUUUAAAUAUGGAAAAAAGUAAUUAUAUUAAAAGAUAUAGAUUAAAAAAUCAAAUGGACAUUGAAGCCGAAUUAUAAGAAGAAGAAAUCUAAAAAAUGGAUGAGAUUUUACUAAACGCAAGUUCUUUCACAAAUUUCUACGAAUAAACCGCUGAAUAGAAUUUCGGAUGUACCUAUUAUAAAUUAGAUGCUAAUGAUUCACUAGAAAGUACACGAAGACAUUUAAAUAAUAUUUUCUAAAAGAGAGUUUAUGUCCUAAACAAUUACACAGAUCCAAAAGAUUAAGAAAGAAGCGAAAACCAAAAAUUAAUGUUUGUGAAUUUUUGUGCGCGUCAAAAUAUUAUGUUUGUUGAUAUUCAAAAAAUACUUAAACUUCACUAUUGGUAAAAGCCCUUUGAAUUUCAUUAACAUACAUAAAGCGAAUAUUCAAUGAGAUGGACUUAAUAACCUCCUUAAUUCCCUUCUAAUUAUACACCAAAGCUUAUUAUGUAAGCCGUCUAGGCCCAUUUAAAAACUUUCAAAAUAUCCUCUAGAGAUAUACUUUUAUAUGGGUAUCCUGCUGGAGAUACUCCCCAGGAAAGAAAAGAUAAUGAGAGAUUUUAUCCUCGAGCUUCUGAUGAAAUUAUGAAUAUAGAAAAAGCUUUGGGGCCUAUAAGAAUGGUUUGUGUACUUACUGAUGAAAAAGUUCUAUAUGAUAUUUAAGAUGAAGCUUGGGAAUUGGAAGCCCCGAAACCCAAAGUAGUAAAAAGAGAAGAAGGAGAAGAAAAUGAAGAUGCUCCUCCAGCAGAAGAGCCUCCUGGAGAAGAUGAAGAUGAGAACAAACCCAAAUUUAAUAUCUAUGAUUUUAAAUGGACUAAAUGUGAUGGAAUUCCAAAAACAGUUCCUUAAUGGUAUAAUAAAUUGAAAAAAACUCACAAAAAACACUACUCAUUAAAAAUUAAUGGAAUCGAAAAUACUUACGAUAAACUUCUUGAUUUUUCAAAUCUGAUAAGCGAGGAAAGUUAAUAAAAUAAAGCUGAAUAGGACUAUAGAAAAGUGAAUCUUUUCGUAUAGUUAAGAUAUGAUGAUGUUUAUGAAGACGAAGAAGAUGAAUAAGAACCUUAUAGAGAACCUUAUAAACAUAUAGUCCCUGAAGAACCUAAAUUACAAUUACCUGAUCAUGAUAUUUUAGAAGAAGAACAAAAAUAACCUUAAGAAGAAGGCGAAGGUGAAGGUGAAGAUUAUGAAGAAUGA
Ichthyophthirius multifiliis is the source of this 3063-nucleotide messenger RNA. RefSeq lists its product as hypothetical. Gene Ontology annotation, cellular component: cytoplasm; cytosol. The transcript has 3 exons. Gene Ontology annotation, biological process: nucleoside triphosphate biosynthetic process. NCBI's taxonomy places the organism in Eukaryota, Ciliophora, Oligohymenophorea, Hymenostomatida. Gene Ontology annotation, molecular function: ATP binding; AMP kinase activity. The record is from RefSeq and is a predicted model, not a curated record.